Esox lucius (northern pike) is the source of this 1783-nucleotide messenger RNA. RefSeq names its product spermatogenesis-associated protein 22. Gene Ontology annotation, biological process: regulation of meiotic cell cycle; meiotic DNA repair synthesis; homologous chromosome pairing at meiosis. The transcript is spliced from 8 exons. The coding region runs from base 254 to 1405 and encodes 383 amino acids. NCBI's taxonomy places the organism in Eukaryota, Metazoa, Chordata, Actinopteri, Esociformes, Esocidae. The record is from RefSeq and is a predicted model, not a curated record.
UUAAUGUAAAAACACUAAAACAGAAAAAGAAAAGUUUGUCGAAAAAGCUGGUUGGUACAUGAAUGUACUAGAUGUAUAGCCUCUCGUCCUAAGAAGUAGAAAUCGUUCUACAGUACAAUAGGUAGUUAUUCAACAGCCUACGUGUAACUGCCUGGAAUAAAUCGCGGUUGGUACUGAGCGCGUGUCUAGAACUGACUUUCCAGGUCGAGCGGGAGUCCCAGAUUUUUCGAUUGAGUGAAGACUUGAGAAAAAGAUGAGGAGAUAUGAAAACCAACAGGCUAGACCUACAGCAGGUUGCCUCUCUGUGCCUCUGUUUAACCAGAAGAAAAGGAGCAGGCUGCCUUUGACAUCGAAUCCAUCAGAGAAUGAAUGCUGCAAAGAAAACAUGUUAACACAAAGCUCUAAAUCAUCAGAAAACCCAACAGCUUACACAGGAUAUUUCCAAGACCAAGCCUCAAGGUGUCCUGCACCUGCUGGUCAAACUCGGUGGCUCAGACAAGGGAACCAACAGCAGUCUCAAACACAGUCUGAAUAUCCUAACAGCCAACGAGGACCUUUGGGGAGAAGCUUUGGACACCCAUACAAAGUUGAGAAUACAGGUCUGCAGUUGGGAAAGCAGCAGCCAACAGUGAUGAGGGACUACGGAGCCCUGACAGACUCCAGACAGAGCAUGUUCAACAGCCCUCGAGGCAGCGGGAGCACACAUGGCAACCUGGUACCCUCAAGUUAUCACUCUGAGAUGGGUCAGCAGCAGCAGGCAGGCUACAGACCAGUACAGGCAAAUCCACCUGAGCUCAUUUACUCCCAGCAGUCUAGACCAACUCCUGGCCCCCCAAGCAGACCAACUCCUAGUACUACAUGCAAGCCAAAUCCUGGUCCUGGACUACAGAAGCAGAAGCAGGAUGUGUCGUGGAAGUUUAAAAGUACCACCAAUACUGGGCCACAGAAACCACUGAUUAAGGACAAUGGAGACACAUAUCAAACACAAAGUACCUCUAAGUUUCAGGUCAAACCAACAGCUGAGAACUCCCUGAGGAUCCUGACUGCUGUCAUUGAUGGCAUGAGACAUUGGAGUCGGCUCAAGGACAGGGCCCUGUACUUGUUUGAGAUUUUUGCUACUCUGGACUCCGCAGUCACGGCUGGGUCUCAUGGAGCUAAGAACUUCCUCAUGAGAGAUGGGAAAGAGGUGGUGCAGUGUGUCUUCUAUGAAAAUGAGUUGGAGCUGCCAAGGCUGAUCCGAGGCCAGGUGCACCGCUGUGUGGGGAACUUUGACCGCACAAGGGACACACUCAUCUGUGUGUCAGUCAGAGCCGCUCUGCCCUCAGAGCAGAGGAUGGUAUAUGAGUCUGUCAAAGCUUCAGACAUUGAGAUGAGGAUUGUGGUGAAAUCACUUAGUGAAGUCUGAUUAGACGCAUGGAAAAGAUUAGAGUCAACAGUUAAAGGGUGUUUAAAUAGUUUUGCUUAUUGCUCCUGGUAAGAAUUAAUAUGUUUUGAGUUUGCUGAUUUAUUAGACAUUAUUAACACAGUUGUCUGUACAGAAUCCUACUGUAGGUAGAUCUUGGACAACAUUUUCAGAUCUAAGUAGCACAUGUUUUCCUGUUAAUUUUCAAUGAAUGCCGUGACCUGGGUAUUCUGAAAGGGGUGACAUUCAGUUGUUGACCAGCAACAAAGUAAGAUUGUGUUCAUGAAUUUCAUAUAUGGAACUGCAUCUGUAAAUGAGCAGCUAUUUUGUUAUCUUCCUGUUUUACAUACCAUACACAUUUCAAUUUUUUUUGGACACAAA